AUGGUGGUCUUGCAACUUCUUGCGCUUUUGGCGCCACUAUUCUGUCUCUUCUUUCCUCAAAUCGCAGAGGCUCAAUACCUACAGGACUACUUGGUGGAUACUACCCGCCCUGGCCAAUACUUAUACCGGUCUCUCCCAGGCAUUACUCCUUGGCCAGUUAUCGACGUUACCCCUUUAACGGUGUACCUGAUUUACAACUGUUACUACAUGAGAGACAUAUGCAAAAAUGCCCAAAACUUCGCUUUGACCGCAAGAGGGCAAAAUCUACACCCCAACAGCGGUAUUGCCAAUAAUGUAUACGGCUAUGACUUAGACACUGGCGACACUGUUCCGAAAAGUCGACAAGAGGGUCGCCGCGACCAAUCCUGUCCCGAUACUUGGAAAACUUUCCACUCUUGUCCGGAAAUUGACCAGAGGACUGUUAUGCGACAUGAUGGCGAAUGGUUUACGACUGCACUUGAGCCUGGGACCACGACCAACAACAUCAUGAACAAGCGGGAUACUCAGGGCAAUAUUGUCCAGUACUCCAAUGUUCGGUACACCUGCGAUGAGUUCCCGCCGGCCACCUGGGUUGAAGGCGGAAAUGGCCCACCUCUCUCGCCCUCGCCUUCCAACACGCGAUGUGCCGCGCUCGUCUGCUCCACUUAUGGCGCGACGGGGGCAGUCAAAGCAGAGCAAAACUGGCAAGGCUUAGCCCACGGGCUGUUGCAGAUAGAGCUCAAGGAGGCAGCCCGCAACUUCCCCGGGUUUCGCGCAGACCAAUCGAUUGUUCUCUUUACCUUCCGCGCGGAUGACGACGGCGCGGACGGAAUUGCAGCGCGAGUGAUCGUGAUGGAGGACAUUGGGAACGCGGACGAACUGGUGGAGCAUCGCUACGUCACGCAAGCGCGGAAGCGCGCGGAAGGCGGGAAUGCUACUGGUAACUUUACAAGCACGGCCCGCAGGGCCCCCACGACCGCGGAACUCAAAGCCCGCGUCCUGGCGGGUGAGGGCACCCAAUCGGUCGUGCACGCCAACUCCACGUAUGCCAGCAUGUCGGACGUGACGGGGCAGACGAUGCCCAUGCCCCGCAUGGACCGACCAUACCGGUGGGACCGGGAGGACCGGGAGGACCUGGAGGACGCGGAGGAGGAUGCGAGGUUGGGCCACCUGAACAUGACGAUUCGUUCCGAGGCGGACAACGUGAGGUCGGUCCGCUCACGUGAUCAGGGGCCACAGGCACCACGGAGCAUCCCGGAGCACAUCGUCAUGCCGCUGCUCAAGAGAGCGACCGCGCAAGACUUGCAAGCCGCGCGGACCAUCGUGAAGAACGCCCUGGCCGAGUCGUCGAAGCUCAACAAGGCCCGUGUGGCGUCGCCGCUCCGCAACAACUACGGGUUGAAGCCCGGGACGGAAGUCGGGGCGGGCCGGGUUCCGGGUGCGGCUGGAAGCGCGGCGACCAAUCAAGAUGUUCCGCCACUUCUGGUCAUCUCCGACCAGAUCGCGGCGGCGGCGGCACUCGUAGCCGAGGCAGACGCGGUCUCUGGCUCCCGGAACGUCACGAAGCGCGCAGCAGCUGCCGCGGGCACGUACUGGAUGCAAAGUCUUGCUCGGAAAGGCACUGUGCCUUGGGGGAACGAUCCCAAAUAUGUCGUAUUCCGUAACGUGCUUGACUAUGGGGCCGUGGGUGACGGUGUCACAGAUGAUACAAACGCAAUCAAGAGCGCGAUGACAAAUGGCACUCGAUGUGGUGAAGCAUGUAACGGUUCCACGACCAAGAAUGCCAUCGUGUAUUUCCCUCCGGGGAAGUACCUAAUAUCCUCGACGAUUCCCAUGCCGUUCGGAACGCAGGUCAUUGGUGACGCCAACAACCGGCCGACGCUUGUAGCCGCUCCAAGCUUCGUGGGUCUAGGUGUAUUAUCUACGGAUGAGUAUACUGGUGCACCAGGCAUUCGAAAUAUCGUCAUAGACAUCCGACAGAUUGCCCAAGGAACAUUAGUCACGUGUAUCCACUAUCAAGUCGCGCAAGCCACUAGUCUUCAAAACGUGGAGCUGGUAGCCGCAGCGGGCUCAUCUCAAAUCGGCAUGUACGCUGAGAAUGAUAGCGGUGGGCAGAUUUCCGAUGUCACAUUUACCGGCGGUGGGAUCGGGAUUAAAGGGGGCAAUCAGCAGUUCACGGCGCAGCGCCUCACGUUCAAUGGCUGCACGACUGGGAUCCAGGUCAUCUGGGACUGGGGAUGGGUAUGGAAGUCCAUCACUAUGACCAAUGUGAAAGUGGGAUUUCAGCUCGUCGGUGAUGGUGGUGUAGGCAACAUUGGCUCUGUCUCGAUCUUGGACUCGUCAUUUACAAACGUCGGCACUGCGGUUGUUGUCAACCCCAUAACAUCGACUCCUGGGAUGGGCAGCACAGGGGUUGCUCUCGAAAACGUCGCUCUCUCUGGAGUUGCUGUUGCUGUCGCUGAUACGACUGGUGCAACGCUUCUGGCUGCAUCAUCGGCCUUGAUAGACGAGUGGGCCGUCGGACCUGUCUACGAAGGAUCGACGAGUGCUCGCACUUUCUCCAAGGGCGGGAAAAUUGGAAGCUAUCGGAGGCAUUCGAGUCUUCUGGACCCGGAGGGAGCGUAUUUUGAGCGCGCCAAGCCUCAGUACGAGGAUCAAGCUAUUACUCAGUUCGUGCACGUGAAGGACUUCGGGGCCACCGGCGAUGGCUCUACCGAUGACACAGCAGCUUUUCAGUCAGCGCUGUACGCAAGCUUGGGCAAAAUUCUCUUCGUCGACGCUGGGUCAUAUAUUCUAACCUCGACGGUGACCAUUCCUUCUGGCGCUAAGAUUGUUGGGGAAACGUGGUCACAAUUAGUUGCGUCGGGCUCGUAUUUCUCAGAUGCAAGCAAACCACAAGUUUUGAUCAAAGUCGGAAACGCCGGGGAUAUUGGUAGUGUAGAAAUGCAGGACCUUCUUUUUACGACCCGUGGUGCGACAGCAGGUCUAAUUCUUGUCGAAUGGAAUAUCCAAGCUGAUAACCCUGGCUCUGCCGCGCUUUGGGAUUGCCAUGCACGAGUAGGAGGUGCUACGGGAACGGACUUGACACCUGCGGAAUGUCCCCCCGUCACUAGUGGUAUUGAUCAAGGAUGUUCUGCUGCUAGUCUGAUGAUGCACCUCACGCCGUCGGCAUCGGGGUACUUCGAAAACAUGUGGCUUUGGGGAGCUGACCACAUGCUUGACGACCCUGAUCUAGUUAACGCAAACAACAGCAUGGUACAAACCUCUAUCUAUAUUGCUCGUGGCUUCUUGAUUGAAAGCAAAAGGCCCACCUGGCUUUACGCCACUGCGUCCGAGCACUCCGUUUUCUAUCAGUAUAAUUUCAACUCAGCAGCAAACAUAUACGCGGGUAUGUUGCAAACCGAAUCGCCUUACUUUCAGCCAACUCCAGCGCCGCCCGCUCCUUUUGCUGCAGUUGUUGGCGAUUUCCCGGGUGAUCCCGACUAUACCUGUGCUGCCGGGAACGAAUUCAGCGGAUGUGACGAAUCCUGCCUGGUGAUAAUGAAAGGUUCCGAGAACAUAUUCAUCGCGGGCGCCGGCAUUUAUUCCUGGUUCUCGACUUAUUCACAAGACUGCAUCGACACGCAAGCAUGUCAAAAGGCGCUCAUGCUUCUCGAAAACAAUCUUGCCAACGUACGUAUCCAGAACCUCGUAACAAUCGGCGCCAAGUAUAUGGUUGUUAUGGAUGGUAAAGGCAUUCCGGCCAUCGAUAACCUCAACGUGAACAAGCACCCCGACUGGUCCCAAAUAUCCAUUCUCGAUGUUGGCAGCAAUGGCACCCAGUUUAACGAAGUGAUCUGGAUCGACCCCGCAAUUUGGGAUAUGGAUCAGCCUCAAUUCACGUGCUCUCCUCCUUGCAAUGUCAAGAUACCACCUUGGACUGGCGCAACCAGUACCGUCAACUAUCCCCUGAUCACUGUUAGCGAUGGAGCCUGGACAAGCACAAUCACACAAGCACCACUGACCAUAACAGACAGCAACAAGAAAAACAAACGCGCGGCUCCGGCUUUCUUGCCCGUUCCAGCAACGACACCAUUCUGGUCUGCCCUCGUUUACACCGGGGGAAUAGACGGUUUACCGACUACAACAUCCGCUACAGUUCCGUUCCCCAAGCCUCCGCUAUCCAUCGGUCCUAAUGCGCCUCCACCCCCCUCCGGAAGCUGGCCAAACCGAUUAAUUCAGCCCGUAUACGGCUCACCUGAAAGUCCAUUGGUGAACGAAUGUUAUUUUUUCGAUCCAAGCUGUAUCACCCAACCAUGGUUUUUGAAUAAUAUUACCGGAAAUUUUGGUGGUGGCGACGAAGAGAAUUACUGGGACCUCCAGACUAGAUGUCCUCCCGUUAUCUCUUCGUCUACCUCUUCGUCUACCUCUUCGUCGAAGACAACGUCCGCCACCAAAACCAUACCUACUCGGCCGGCGCCCUCGCCCCUCGAGCAAGGUGACGCCAGGACGAACUCGGUCGCCUGCUUCAACAGUGGAGAGAAUACCGAAAACGUGCGGAUGGUCAACUCUGCCAACAGCUUCUGUAACGACAUCCAGAACGACAGCUUAGGCCCUGGUUACUUCCGUUCGAUCGAUUUCCCUUUCGAUUACAACGGCGGCUUGGGCACUGUCACGAUCACAGUAUCUCUUCAAAUCAAGUCCAGAUGCAGCUUCACAUUUGACAAAACCCUGUGCAUGAAAUACCUGUCUGUGCCGUCCGACAGCUGCAACUGUGGCGGUAUUAAUGGGAAACAAGGAGGCGUUGUGGAGAAUAAUUGCUACAAGUGGAUGGUAGACCCCAAUCUUAGUUUCUAAUAGGAAUGGAUGGUUUGGCUUCAGGUGUUGAAAAGCAUGCGGAUAGAGCCUAGCACUGACAAUUGCAUGAACAAGGCAGUGUUUGGCAUGUAAUUAGGCUUCAAAUAUGGGGGUGUAUAUAUAAUAGCAUGCAUAUGCAAAGAAUCAAGCAUCC
Molecule: messenger RNA, 4969 nt
Organism: Hyaloscypha bicolor E
Lineage: Eukaryota; Fungi; Ascomycota; Leotiomycetes; Helotiales; Hyaloscyphaceae
Product: glycoside hydrolase family 55 protein
Exons: 12
Coding region: 1-4815 (1604 amino acids)
Molecular function (GO): polygalacturonase activity
Source: RefSeq, a predicted model, not a curated record